CCAUGUUAAGUGUCUUAUCUUUCAAAAAAUUGAAAAUUUCUUCUUUGAUUGCUAUACAGAGGAGACACUGAUAUCCGGUUUAGUUAUCAUGUGUUUUGCUUGAUCUGUAUUCAUGUUUUGAUUAUAAUUGUUGAGGAACUUAUAUUCCUUUUUCUUUUUUACAUGAUCCACUUAUGUUGAACAAUCAUGUUUCAGUUCCCAGUCAACUUAAAGCCGGUUUGCUGGUAAAGGUUGUUUUUCAGGGAAGCUAGCUACUAUUUUGUUUUCUUGUGCGUGUUAAGGGGGUGUAUUCAUGAUAAAUUUUAAGGGUCUCUGGCAUUAUUGUUGAAGCUGCAUCUCGUUACGAACUCUCAAUUUAUCUGGUUCUUCAUUGGUUAACUCAUCGGUUAACGUUCUGGGAAAGUACCAGAGCUUCUAAAAGUAAAUUAGAUUUUGUCUUUUUAGAAUGAUGCACAAGAAGAAUAUCAAACGCUAAUAAAAAUGUGCCUUUAGUUUUUAAUCAUUAGGCAUUUGCUUAUGGGUCCUUCACAGUAAGAGGAUUUUGCGAAGUAAAAUUCUAUUUGUUUAUUUUUGGAUGUUGUUGGAUUGAUUGAUCACAUAAAAAGUUCUAGCAAUCUUGAUUUUGGUUUUCAAAUUGAUAUCCAUUACGUCUUGCUUAUGGCUUUACAUUGUAAUGCUGUUGUGGAUUUUUGAAUCCUUUACCAGUUUGUCCCUACUUCAUCCUCAGUGGAUUCUUUGUGGAGCUUUGCAAGUUUCCCCGCUUAUUAAUUAAGUUUACCAAACUAAUUUGAAUUUUGAUUUGUAUGUACGCUUAAUUAACAAGUUCUUCCCCAGUGCUUUAUUUUUCUCCUUGAAUGGUAUCUCUUUUCUAUAAGUAGAACCAGAUAUCAUAUAUUAGAACUUCAAAAAUAUACAAAUUCUUUAUGGUAUAAUCAGUUGUUUCACUUGUAUGUAUUUUUCCAUAGACCAAAAGUUCAAGCCUAACUUACAAAUGUUGAAAGGAUUUAUUGACAAAUUUCUCGUGAUCAAUUCUAGGAAUACAUAUCCUGUAUAUCUCUGUGGAGCUUUAAGUGCUACAUUCUUUCUUUGACUAUUAGGGCAUAAAAUUUCCAUCAUUUACUCCUAUUCAUGUUAUGUUGACAACGCAACCGAGAUUUACUUUUAUGCCGUUUUAGAAUAAGCUUAACAUUCUAUCCUUGGAUGUCAGUGUCUUUCAAUGCUAACUGCUGCUUCUAUGCACAGAAGAUGUUUUAGAAUAAAGAAGAGCGAUGGCAGUAGCAGAAGCGAGGGCUGUUUGGCAAAGAACAGCUAACCGUUGUUUUGUCCAAGAAGAUGCCAAAAGAGCUCCCAAGUUAGCUUGCUGCCAAUCAUCAUCUUCAUCAUCAAAACAGGUUGAUGGCGGACCAACAAAUGCAGCAGACAUGCCAGAAAAUCCUGCUGUAAGUUUCAUGCCUUUCCACAGGAGCUCCUCGUAUUCCAACCUAUCACCUGAUACAAGAUGGUGGCUUCAGCUGCAACCUAGCUAUGGGUACCAAAAAGGUUUAACAUAUGAACAGUUAAAUGCCUUGAAGGCUGAGAUGGAAAGCGUGAGAACUGAUAUUGUAAAUACACCCUCAAAAUUUGAUGAUGUUCCUCCACAUGAUGACAGACGUGGUGCCUGUUUAAAUGGCAACAUGAAUAGUGAGUCCUCCUCUGAUCCAUAUUGUAGGAUCUCUACGAACAGAAUCGUUAAAGAUCCUGAAACGAAGAAUCAAGAGGCAAAUACUCUAUACAAUAUGAAUGACCAAGAAUUUAUUGAAUUUAAGGACACAAGAGAAAAAUGGAUGGAUAUAGAUCCAAUUGAAUUUUUCCAACCCCAAAAGAGCAAUGAGUAUGGUUUUGAUCCAGAAUCACCUUGGCUUGGGGGUGAGAAGAAUGUGCCAUGGUGGCGUACAACAGAUAAAGAUGAAUUGGCCUCUUUGGUUGCACAGAAGUCUCUUGACUAUAUCGAGAAUUGUGACCUUCCCCCACCGCAAAAGCUGAAUGUUAGGAGAUACCCAUGUGGCCGUCCUGUAUCUUCUGAUCAGGUGCAUGACCGUCCCAAUUAUGAAACUAUGCACGGAAGACAGAGGACUGCAAUUAAAGGGCAGUUACAAAGCAGUUCUGAGAAGCCAUUCAGCUAUAUUGCGUCCCAUAAAGAUACAAGAGAAAGUGGACAACUUCAUGAGGGUGAUCCGUCAAAGGCUCAGCUCAUGGAAGCACUUCGUCAUUCUCAAACACGAGCCAGGGAAGCUGAGAAGGUGGCAAGGCAGGCCUGUGCCGAAAAGGAACACAUAAUUAAGCUGUUCUUUAGACAAGCCUCGCAGCUUUUUGCCUAUAAGCAGUGGUUCCAAAUGCUGCAGCUUGAAACCCUUUAUUACCAGGUGAAGAAUGGUGACCAGCCGAUGUCCACUCUGUUCCCAGUAGUUCUUCCAUGGAUGCCUCUCAAGGGCAGGAAACAUCGAAAGAGCUGGCAGAAGUCCCCAAGGAGCAAAAGAGGCAAGCAUUGCCGACCAAGUCAUGACAUUAGCAAGUAUGCUGUUGCAUUUGCGCUGGGAUUGAGUCUUGUUGGUGCUGGCUUGCUGCUGGGAUGGACAGUAGGGUGGAUGUUGCCUUUAUGAUUUUCAGCGAAAUUUCCUUGCAAUUUAUUUGAGGGAAAAUGGUUGGUACAUUUAUUUCCUUUUGUACUUUUUUAAAUGUGAGUUUUUUGUGUAUAUUCUGCUUUGUUUGUGUAGCUUGUGUACAAAUGAGGGGGGGGGGGGGGGGGGGGGGGAGGAUCAUGUAAAUACUAAAUAUGGUGGGGUAGAUGUUCUACCACUGGAAAAUCUCUUCAAAUGUUCCUUUCCAUGAUCUGUAUAUUUGAUUUAAUCUUAGUUUCAGUAUCUAUGGUGGAAAUCCUUCAGUUGUUGUAGCUUUGGAAAAUUGACCCACACUUCAGGCAUUAAGCCUUUUUACUGAAGUUUUGUCAUAUCCCUGUUCUUAAUUAGAUCCGAUCACGUUGUAUUGAGUUUGAAUAGGAAUUUAACUGUUCUCAAAACAGGGUUGAUUAAAAUUGGUCUCGAAUUGGGAUCUGAACUGGUGGAUUUGGUGUUUUUUUUUUUUUUUCUCUUUUUAAUAACUCAAAUUUAAUAAAACAGCACAUACUUCUAUAAAUAAAUAAAAAAAAAUUGUACUCAAUUCGGUUGUAAGUUUAGUUCGAUUAUAAUGAUGAUUUCAGGUUAACCAAAUGAUGUAGAGAUUUUCUUUUUUCUUUUUUUAGCUGAUAUUUAGGGGCCGAAUGAUGGAUUAUGAAAAUUAUGUCUCGUAAAUUUUGGCUAAUUACUGUCCUACCAGCUAUUAAGAUAGGUAUAAUUGCCGAACGGGCCUUAUAUCUGGCAUUGGUCACGUGAGUCGCGUGUUUUUUAUUAUUUUUAAAAAAUAUUAAAAUUUUGCAAUAAUAAUAGUUUAUUGUUUUUGUAUGUUUAUUGUUUAAUUAACGAACUGGACUGGGCUGCAUAAGGCAUAAGCCAUCUAAAAAAUCCAAAUCCAACCGUGCCUCCUGUAGUAGUUUGGGCCAGAUCGGGCCCAACUUCUUUAGAGAGGCGGUGCUGAAGGAGGAGCACUCGGUCGUCGGAUCCUCUAAAGAUCCAUCCGAAGACCUUCACCAGAAAUUUGGAGAAGAAAAAGACUGCAGAAAAAACGAUGGCGGUGAUGGAAAAGCUGAAGAUUUUCGUAGUGCAAGAGCCUGUGGUUGCAGCUUCUUGCCUUAUCGCUGGUGUUGGUGGUUGCAGGAGUCCGUAAAAAGCAGGCAUAAAUUGACUCAUUGAAGCAAGUAGCGGAAUCUCCCAACUCAUCAGUUUUAUUCGUUUUCUUUUCCUCUAUCAUGAGCAGCAUAAAAUAAGAUUAUCCUUAAUUGAUGAACACCGAGACUGAGAAGUAUUGCGCAUUGAACAUCAUCCAAGUGUAUGCAUAUUUUCUUGUACUGCUUGAUUAAACACUUUUAGAUAAUUGACGCUUUUACUUCC
Molecule: messenger RNA, 4022 nt
Organism: Manihot esculenta (cassava)
Lineage: Eukaryota; Viridiplantae; Streptophyta; Magnoliopsida; Malpighiales; Euphorbiaceae
Exons: 3
Coding region: 1269-2639 (456 amino acids)
Source: RefSeq, a predicted model, not a curated record